Messenger RNA from Carlito syrichta (Philippine tarsier), 988 nucleotides. RefSeq names its product caveolin 2 (gene CAV2). Gene Ontology annotation, molecular function: molecular adaptor activity; protein kinase binding. The record is from RefSeq and is a predicted model, not a curated record. Gene Ontology annotation, cellular component: caveola; perinuclear region of cytoplasm; cytoplasmic vesicle. NCBI's taxonomy places the organism in Eukaryota, Metazoa, Chordata, Mammalia, Primates, Tarsiidae. The transcript has 2 exons. Gene Ontology annotation, biological process: positive regulation of MAPK cascade; negative regulation of endothelial cell proliferation; caveola assembly. The coding region runs from base 304 to 543 and encodes 79 amino acids.
UCCUCCCUCUGUCCCACCUGCCGGCAGGCCACCUACGUCGCCAGGAAUUCUUUGCCAAAUUCCUGUGCGCCCCCCGUGACCCUAAGAGACGGUGGGGACACCCCAGCCACGUACUUCCUUCUUGCUUUCCCGGCCCAAGCGCUCCCGCUUUCCGGGGCGUCGGGGUGGGUGACACUUCGGGGUCCCCGCGUCUUGUCUCCGCAGCUGGGCUUCGAGGAUGUGAUCGCAGAGCCGGUGACGACGCACUCCUUCGACAAAGUCUGGAUCUGCAGCCAUGCCCUCUUUGAGAUCUGCAAAUACGUGAUGUACAAGUUCCUGACGGUGUUCCUGGCUAUCCCCCUGGCCUUCGCCGCGGGAAUCCUCUUUGCCACCCUCAGCUGUCUGCACAUCUGGAUUGUAAUGCCUUUUGUGAAGACCUGCCUAAUGGUUCUGCCUUCAGUGCAGACAAUAUGGAAGAGUGUGACAGAUGUGCUCAUCGCCCCAUUGUGUACAAGCAUAGGACGAAGCUUCUCUUCUGUCAGUCUGCAACUGAGCCGCGACUGAGCACUUAAACCCCAGGUCUGGAGAUUUGGAUGUUGUAAUGCUUCCUUGUUGUUGUAACACAAAAGCACUAUUGUUCUGUUCAUUUCCCAACUGUUCUAAUUAAGAAAACUAAGAUGAGCAACCACAUUUAGACAUGUUUAUUGGCAGAUUUUUUCAAAUAAUGUUUUUCUAAUUAAAAGUGAAGAAUUUCAUCUCUAAUCUCAUAACUAGAAUUAUAUAGUAAGUUGGCAACACUUAAUUUUUAAAGGCAGUUUUUGCUUUAGUACAAAAGUAUAUACUGUGUAAUGAUGAAUUUAUAAUGAUCAAGAGACAGUUUUCUCCAAACACUACAAUAGUUUUGUGCACAAGUGCUCAUAAAAAUAUGGGGAUUUCUUUGUUUGUUUUUCACUCUGGUAGUAACACUUUUUAAAUUACCUUUUCAGAUAUAGUCAUAAGGAUACUUAGA